GACUACAGAUUCAGUGCAGUUUCAAUAACUUCUGUGGAGUUUAACGAGAUGAAACCAACGUCAGAGCCAUUGAGAGCAAAGUUUGUUGGUUACGGCGUUGUUCGGCUUUAUAAACAAUACGACAGUUCAAAAGAAUCCGAAGAGAUUGAAGUUGAAUCAGAUGAUACGACAGUUGCAAUUGUUGCAGUACCCAAUUAUUUCUCAGCUACAGACUUGUUGGUGUUUCUUGGAGAAUCAGUUACGAAAAAUGUUUCUCAUUUCAGGUUAAUCAAAUCAGAUAACCCAAAUAGGUUCAUGGUGUUGAUGAAAUUUAGAACUAAUGAGUCCGCAAGAACUUUUCAAGAAUGUUUCAAUGGGAAGUUCUUCAAUUCAAUGGAAUCAGAAACUUGUCAUGUUAUAUUUGUGAAAUCUGUGAUCUUCAAACCUUUAAACUCACAAAAUCUACAAGCUGGGAUUCCAUAUCUUUUGGAAGAUCCAUUUACAUUACAAGUGAGGAAAAGUCAUAAUGAAAAUGGCGGCUCUUUAGAAUCACCAGUUGUGAAGGAGCUACCCACUUGCCCUGUCUGUCUUGAAAGAAUGGAUGCUGAUGCGACAGGUCUUUUAACAAUUUCCUGCCAACAUACUUUCCAUUGUAAUUGUCUAAGCAAAUGGAGAGAUGAUACAUGUCCAGUUUGCAGGUACUCAAACUCAAGCAUAAAUCCAUUGGCAUUGAGAGAUCCUUCUAAUUCUCAAGACUCAUGCUCUAUAUGUGGAGGUGAUCAAAAUUUAUGGAUCUGUUUGAUAUGUGGUAAUAUUGGAUGUGGUCGUUACAAUUCCAAACACGCCAUUCAACACUAUGAAAGUACCAAUCAUUGCUUUGCAAUGGAUAUUUCGACUCAGAGAGUCUGGGAUUAUGCUGGUGAUAACUAUGUUCAUAGAUUACUACAAAAUGAAUCAGAUGGGAAAUUAGUUGAGUUACCAGCAGCUAAUUCUACAAGGUGUUCACCCUCUUCAGAUGAAAAAGAUAAAAAUAGGGAUUAUGCCUUCGAGUAUUCCAACGUGCUGCUAUCACAACUUGAAUCCCAAAGGGAAUAUUAUGAAUCAAGACUAGCAGAGGCUGCGGAUGCUUUCAACAAUGUUCGUCAACAAAAUUCUUCAAUGAUGAACAAAAUGCGUGAUUUUGAGCUUCAGCUCAAUAAAAGGUAUGAUGAGUUCAACGUAAAAGUGGAACAACAGACUGCUGUUUUCGAUAAACGUCUACAACAAAGUGAUCAAUUGAAGGUCUUAGCUAAAGCUUUUGAAAAAAAAUGGAAAGACGAACAAGCAAUGAGUACUGGACUUUCCGAGAAUCUUGCAACAGUGAAGGAAGAGAAUCAAAAAUUGAAAACUCAAAAUGAAGAGUUGCAAGCCCAAGUUACUGAUUUGAUGUUUUAUUUAGAGUCACAGGAAAAAUUUAAAGAUGCAUCUGAUGAGGUUAAAAAUGGUACUGUUGUUGUGCAGGAGCCCUCAUCGUCUAGCUCCAAAAGAAACCAUCGA
Hansenula anomala is the source of this 1515-nucleotide messenger RNA. RefSeq lists its product as uncharacterized. The annotation marks the transcript as partial. The transcript has a single exon. Gene Ontology annotation, biological process: protein ubiquitination; Ras protein signal transduction. The record is from RefSeq and is a predicted model, not a curated record. NCBI's taxonomy places the organism in Eukaryota, Fungi, Ascomycota, Saccharomycetes, Phaffomycetales, Wickerhamomycetaceae. Gene Ontology annotation, cellular component: cytoplasm. Gene Ontology annotation, molecular function: ubiquitin protein ligase activity; zinc ion binding.